AUGUCAUUGGAACUGGAAAAGGCUCAAAAACCAAAGAAAGACAUGGAUUUGUUGCAUACUCGCACGGGUGGUGCAUAUAUCCCACCAGCUAAACUUAAAAUGAUGCAAGAGCAGAUCAGUGAUAAGAACAGUGAAAUGUAUCAAAGACUGAACUGGGAGCGUCUGAAAAAACGGAUUCAUGGCCAAGUGAACAAAGCGAAUACCAGUAAUUUGCUUAAUGUUAUACGAGAUUUGUUGCGUGAGAACGUCAUUCGAGGAAGAGGUUUGUUGGCACGAUCAAUAAUCCAAGCACAGUCAUAUUCACCAACAUUCUCUAAUGUAUAUGCAGCAGUAGUUGCUGUUAUUAAUAGUCAUUUUCCAAAUAUUGGAAUGUUAAUUAUUCAUCGAUUACUGAUACAAUUUAAAAGGUGUUAUAAGAGAAAUGACAAAGCUUCUACUGUUACAAUAUCCAAAUUUAUUGCUCAUCUUAUCAACCAGCAAGUGAUUCACGAAAUCCUUGCAUUGGAAAUGAUGAUAUUGAUGCUUGAAAACCCAACUGAUGAUUCAGUAGAGGUCACAGUAGCGUUUUUGAAAGAAUGCGGUGCUAAACUGUCUGAAAUUUCUCCUCGUGGUUUAAAUGCAAUCUUUGAUCGGUUACGAAGUAUUCUGAGUGAUUCGGAUAUAGACAAAAGAAUUCAAUACAUGAUCGAAGUUAUUUUUCAUAUCCGGAAAGAUAAAUUCCAGGCUUAUCCAGCACUGAUUGAUGAUUUGGAUUUGAUAGAAGAAGACGAUCAGAUAACGCAUACCGUCACGCUGGAGGACCCACUUGUUCCAGAAAAUGAAUUAAAUGUAUUCAAAUAUGAUCCUGAAUUUGAAAAACAUGAGGCAGAAUACGAAGAAAUUCGACGCGAUGCAAUUGGUUUGGCAGAGGGAGACUCGGAUGAAGCGGAAGGGGAAGAAACACCAGAUGAAGAGACAACAGAAACUCAACAAGAGGAGAAACAAAGUAUGGUGAUCAUCGACAACACAGAGCAGAACUUGGUGGCAUUUCGACGCAACAUUUACUUGACAAUUCAGUCUUCCCUCGACUUUCAGGAAGCAGCUCAUAAAUUACUUAAAAUUGAUUUGAAAAGUGGUCAAGAUGUGGAGCUUUGCAAUAUGAUUGUGGAUUGCUGUGCUCAGCAAAGAACCUACGAAAAAUUUUAUGGUUUACUUGCGGAGCGAUUUUGCCGGCUUCGCAAGGAAUUUCAAGAAGCUUUCGAGCGGAUUGCUCGCGAUACUUACAAUACCAUACAUCGAUUUGAGUAUAACAAACUUCGCAAUAUGGCCUGCUUAGUGGCUCAUCUUCUUUCAACCGAUGCUAUUUCAUGGGAUAUCUUGGACCAGAUAUCAUUAAAUGAGGAGGACACAACUUCUUCUGGGCGAAUAUACAUUAAAAUAGUGUUCCAAGAACUUGCCGAAUUUUUAGGCGUGGAAAAUCUAUUGCAGAGAAUUCGCGACCCGACAAUGCAGUCUUCCUUCGAUAAAAUAUUCCCGCGUGAUAAUCCGAAUAAUACACGCUUUUCAAUCAAUUUCUUUACUACGAUAGGUCUCGGAUAUCUUACAGUCGAUCUAAGAUUGCAUUUGAAUCAAGCUCGAAAAAGAGCUCAAGCAAAAGAAGAAAUUUCGUCGUCUUCAGAAAACUCAUCAAGUGACUCAGAUUCGGAUGAAAGUAGUAGUGACUCGAUUUCCAGCACAUCUUCAUCAGAGACCAGUGACAGCAGUGAUAAUGAAAAAUCGAAACAUAAAAUGAAAGGCUUACAAAAAAACGAAAAGAAAAAAAUACCAAAAAUUGUCCAAAAAAAAAAUCACUUCUCGAAAAAUAUUGGUCGGGAGAAUGGAAGUGAUUGGGAAAAUGGAUCUCACGGUGGAGUAAGCAAAGUAGUAAGUGAGAAAAGAAAAAAUGACGGAGAAAAAAUGAAAAUACGAAGUUAUGACAGCAUAAAUGACAGGAAAAUGGGAAGCAAACAUGAAGAGAAACGAACCGGUAAUGAAAGGAAUGAAUCAAAUGGAGAGAAACACAAAGGAUACAUUACUGGAAGAGAGGAUACUAAGGAACAACGGAAUAAGAGGAAAAAGCGCGAUAGAAAUAGACGGGAAGAGAAUGAAAUAGAAGAACGUAAAUGUAGUGAUAAGGGGAAAAGACGAAGAAGUGAUUCAAGCGAUUUGGAAAAUCAAGGAAAACAUACAAAUAAUGAGGAAGUGAGUCAGGAUAAUGAAGUCAGAGGUAGAAAAAGCAAAGGAGACCAACGUAAAGGGAAACAGGAAAUUGAAGUGAUUAAAUAUAAAAGUAAAUAUCGGAAACAUGACUAA
Messenger RNA from Brugia malayi, 2331 nucleotides. RefSeq lists its product as uncharacterized. Bases 1 to 2331 code for a protein of 776 amino acids. The transcript is spliced from 13 exons. Gene Ontology annotation, molecular function: RNA binding; protein binding. NCBI's taxonomy places the organism in Eukaryota, Metazoa, Nematoda, Chromadorea, Rhabditida, Onchocercidae. Gene Ontology annotation, cellular component: catalytic step 2 spliceosome. The record is from RefSeq and is a predicted model, not a curated record. Gene Ontology annotation, biological process: mRNA splicing, via spliceosome.